Tetrahymena thermophila SB210 is the source of this 4565-nucleotide messenger RNA. RefSeq names its product Sec7 domain protein. The record is from RefSeq and is a predicted model, not a curated record. Lineage: Eukaryota; Ciliophora; Oligohymenophorea; Hymenostomatida; Tetrahymenidae. Gene Ontology annotation, molecular function: guanyl-nucleotide exchange factor activity. Gene Ontology annotation, biological process: regulation of ARF protein signal transduction. The transcript has 13 exons.
CAAAAAAUUAAUUAUUAAUUAAAUAAUUAACACUUAUUUUUUAAUUACUUCAAGUCAGUCUGGAUAGUAAGUAAUCAAGAAACUAAGACAAAAUAUUUUAAAGUUUCAAUAAAGUCUAGAAAAGCUAGCUUUUAAUUUUUAAUUUGAAUUAGAUUUAGGAUAUAGCAUUGUUAAGCAUGAGUACUAAUAUAGAGCAAGAGUUACUUCAGACAUUUCUGAAGAUACGUGAAUAUAAAAAGCAAACUAGCUAUUAUAUUUCCUUGUCUUUUGAGAGAUUAUAUUAAAUAGUUGUAUUCUAAAGAGAUUAAUACACAAUAAAGGAUAUCAUUAUCAAAAUGUUUGAAUUUGAGGAAAACAAUGAAUUCAUACAUAUAGCGCUUAUUUCUUGUGUGAAUAAGAUAUUCAAAUAUACAAUAUUUGAUUUAUAGCAUCUUUAAGAAGGAGAACAAACUUGGAUAAGUCCUCAAGCAAUAGUUGAAAUUUUAUACAAAUUAGCUAAUGUGGUUAUAAAUGAAUCAACAUUAGACAUUUACAUAUCCAAAAAACUCAAUCUCCUAAAAACCAUAUUAGAAUUGCCUUUAGAGUAUAUUUCCAGCGAUGUCUUUGAAGUAGUUUGGAAUCUUCUGUAAGUUUGCGAAUAAAUUCCAAGUAUUGAAAUAAAGGAAUAGUCAAGAGAUACUAUAUUUUUUACUGUAGUUUCUUACAUAGAAAGAGUUAUAGCAAAUCACAAUAAUGACAUCCAAAGAAUAGAUUAUAUUUUACAGAUUCUAAGUAGCAAAAUUAAUAAGUUUUAUGAAAGCUAUUACAAUACACCUCAAGGCAGAACUUCAGAUAGCAUUAAAGCUAUAGAACAACCCUUAUAACUACUUAUAUUUGCUAUCUAGUUGCUAAAAAGGAAUAAUUUAUUGAACAAUCAUUUGCAGUUCAUUUAAAGAGACUUUCUUUUCACUCUUUCAAAGUUAUCUAGACUGGAGAGUGUAGGAAUUUACUCUAAAAUUUUACAGGCAUUUGAGAUUAUUUUCGAAUGCUACAAAAGUGGGAAAAUCUUAGAUACUAUUCAAACUAGGUUCCUCUUUGGAUAAAUCAUUUACUUGAAACUUAAAUAGUGCUUGAAAAAGAAAGAAGAAAAAGAAAUUUCUUCUGAAUUUCUUUGUCUGAUGAACUUUCUCAAAGGCUUCCUCUCAGACAGAGAGAACUUAAUUUAUAUUUAUUAAAAGAAUGAUUUUAUGAUAUAAAAUUAACCUUUGCUUAAUGAAAUGAUUUCAAUUAUUAUAGAAUUAUCAAAGGAAAAGUAUGAUAAAGAUGAUUUUAAAUACAUAACUGCCUACUCAAGUGAUUUGCUUAUGGGUCUUCUCACUUAUUAGAAAUAAAGCAAAAAUGUUGAUGAAUAAAAAGUUCAAAGUUUGUACUAACUUUACCAAUCAAAUAAAUUAAAAUGGACUGAACUCUUCAAUAUAUUCAAUGAGAAUCCUAAGGAUUUUUUGAAAAAAAUAGCUAGUUUUAAGCAAGUUCAAGAUUUUAGAAACCUCGAUGACGAUUCAAUAAAGUAGAUCACUAGGUUUUUAAGAGUAUACAGUGACAUUAAUCAAAAGCAUAUGAUUGAAAUUCUUGGAGGAACAGAAAAAUUCCACAAUAAGUGUUUAAUUGAGUAUUUGAAAUUAUUUAAUUUUAGCCAAAUAUCAAUUCUAGAAGCAACAAGAGUGGUUUUCUCUACCUUCUUAAUGACUGGAGAAACUUAAUAGGUCUUGAGAUUCUUGGAAGCUUACUCCAAUAUGUAUUUUGAAAAUAACAAUCAUAUGUUUUUAUCGAGUGAUUCAAUCUAUGUGUACAUAAGUGCUAUGAUGAUGCUUCACUCUGAUCUUCAUAAUGAAAAUAACUAAAAUAAAAUGUAACUGGAGUAAUUCAUCAAUCAAGUAAGAGGAUGUAACCUUCAAUAAGGAUAGCACACUGGAGGAGUUGAUUUACCAAAAGAAUUUGUUACUGAAUGCUAUCAAAAUAUCUAAAAGGAAGAAAUUAGAGAAUGUAGAAAUUUCCAUACUUCUCAAUAUACAACUAAAAUAAUUUGGAAUUAUCUUGAGUCGGACUAAGAAUUUAAUAAGGAUACUAAUAACCUCUCUUUCAUAGAACCUGAACUUGUUGAAAUUGACAACGAUCCAGAAAUGAAAUAGUAAGUUUCUGAAAAGGCUAUUUUCGAUCUUAUAUUGUCAAAUAUUAUUUCAAACAUUGAUUCUAUAAUCAUCAAAUUCUUCGAGCUUGAUGAAGAGAGUGUCUCAUAGUUCAUAGAAUCUCUCAUAACUCUAUGUGUUCAAAAUGACAAAACAGAUUAAAUUGAACUUAUUUUUUCCAAUUUCUAUAUAAAUGCUAAAGUAGAAAAUAUUGGCGAGCAGGAUGAAAAAUCAAUAUAAUACUUGUUUUGUUGCUUUUUAAUGUUAAAAAAAGCUUUUGCACAUAUUAAAGUUUAGAGACCUUAGGCAAUAAAAUUACUAACUAAAACAACUAAGAUUAGGUCUAGUUUGAUUAGAGACUCCCUUGCUCAAAGAUGCAAUCUUUUGAUGAAAAAAAUAAGAGAAUCAAAUGACUUUUAUAACUAGAAUAAACAUAACAGUCGCUCAAUUUUAGAUAUAUUCUCUAACUUUUUGGUCUAAGAAGAGCAAUCUGACGAUGAAUAAGAAGAAAAAAGUAUUGUUUCUUUGUAAUAGAGAGUUCCAUACGAUAUUUCUUCCAUUUAUGCUAAGAGAUUCAAAAAUGAAAAUUUAACUUCUGAGAUAUUAUCUUAAACACUAUUAUUAGAUGAUAAAGAAUAUGAAGAUCUUAUUAAUAGUAUUUUGAAUGAAUUUAAUGGUUAUAGCAUUGCCUAAUUUUCCUAAAGAACUCACACUUUUGCUCAUUUAAUUGAUAUAUGUAUCUAGAUUAUGAAGAAAAACCAGGACAGAGUGGAAAAAGUAUGGGAAAAAAUAUGCAUUUUAUUAAAGCUUGGAUUUAGUCGUGAUAAGGUUGAUAAAAAAGAUCCACUCCUUUUCUAGAUUGAUAAUGAAAAUUUGAAAUCUUUAAUUUUCACUUUGAACGAAAUGUCAAUUCUCAAAAAGAAAAAGAAAACUUUUUUACACAGUUUUAGCAAAUUCUGCUUAUUAGAGCUAUGCAUGAAUCACAUGCAUUUAUGUGAUAAGUUUAAUUCAUAUGAUGACUGCUUAUAGGAAGGAUUGAACUAUCUUGAUAAUUGCUCUUUACAACUCCUCGAAGAAUUCAAUGUUUAGUUGAACACUUACAUAGCUUCUAACUAACUUUUUGAAUGUCGUAAAGGAUCUUAUUUGUAGGCUUUAAAGAUGUUUGAUAAAAUACAAGAAGUUCUCAAUGGAAAAAAUUUAGAAAAGUAGGAAGUCAUUACUAAUUGCGUCACUCUUAAAGAUUCAAUAGGAAAUUUCGCUUACCAAUUAAAUAAUAUAAGUGAUGAUGAAGAAUAUGUUUAGGUUUUAAUCCAAACAAUGAAACUCUUUGAAAACUAUCUUAAAUCAAAGAUUUUCAAAGUUCUUGAUGCUGAAAUAUACGCUUUAAAUCUUUUACAAGGACUAAUUAUUUCAGAAGGAGCAAGAUCAAACUAAAUUAAAGCAUUCGAUAGAGAGCUUAAUGCCACUUUGUUGUAAGCUCUUUUAAGCCUUAUUUUAUGUGUAAAAGACUGGAGUUAGUCUACUGUAGAAUAAAUUAUCAAAAUGAUUCAAAGAACAAUAGUUCAAAUUAGAUACAAAUAUGUUAGUGAUGAACUUUUCAGACAGAUAUACGAUUGUAUAAGACUUUGCUAGAAUAAAAUUUUAUUAUUCAAAAACGACCAAAUUCUUAGGGAUUACAUCAAUAUUUUGUCAAGCCUAUUCCUAAACUGGAUUAAUAAAGAAAGAUUUAAUGAAAUAUUCCUUAAUCCAUUUAUAGUUAAUCUUGCUGAAAUACAUAAAUUUUCAGCAGAAAACUAGCUCAAUUAAAUAUGUACAGUAAUAAAAAGCAAAAUUACAGAAAUAUUUACACAUUUAAGCAAUGAAGGCAUCUUGAAACAGGAUAGUUUAUCAGUUUAAAAGUGUAACUAAAUUUGCCAGAAAUAUAAUAUUUAAGUUAGCUUCCACUAAAUUUUCAACAUUCCUUACAGUCCCUAAGCUUCAUAACAAUCAUAGCAAUUAUAAUAGCUAUAGCAAGAAAAGCUGUAAAUAUCGCCCAAAUUCUACUCAUAGUAAAAUUUGAACGAAAACAAUAAUGUAAUCGAUUCAUGCAAAAUGAAUACAGAUGAUAAUAAAACAGUUGACUCAAAUAAUUAAUCAUCUUAAAAUGAGCUAAAUUCCAAUCAAGAAAUAAAUGUCAAUCAAUAAAAAUCUUCAGAAGAGAAAGAAGGAAUAGCAGAAUAAAUAGAUUAGCAAUCACAACCAUAAAUAGAAGAAAAGCAAAACUCAUAAUAAAAUAUAUAAAAUCCAAAUUAAGAUUAAGAAAGUACAGAAGAUAAAUAAAUACCAUUGAUUUGAUGUGUUUUUUAUUUUUUAUAUUUUUAAUUUGUAAUUUUUAAAUAAAUAAUAAUAAAUUAAUUAAUU